Messenger RNA from Cyclopterus lumpus (lumpfish), 6417 nucleotides. RefSeq names its product insulin receptor substrate 2-like. Gene Ontology annotation, cellular component: plasma membrane; cytosol. Gene Ontology annotation, biological process: insulin receptor signaling pathway. The record is from RefSeq and is a predicted model, not a curated record. Lineage: Eukaryota; Metazoa; Chordata; Actinopteri; Perciformes; Cyclopteridae. Gene Ontology annotation, molecular function: phosphatidylinositol 3-kinase binding; insulin receptor binding.
CGUCACAUGUUGUUUUUCUCCAGGAUCAGAUCAGUCCCCCCGGUCUGGUCCGGCUGUACUCUUGCUUCCACCGUGGCGGAGAGCGGACGCAUCUUUUCGGUGUCUGCGAUGGAUUAGACGUCUUCAUUUUUUUUUUUUUGUUCUCUUACUAAAAACGGCAUCUUUUUGAAGUGUGUUUUUUGUUGUUGUUGCUGUGAGUAAACCCCCCCCCUCCCCCAAAAAUAAAAUAAAUACGGAACAAGAAGCUUGCUCAUCUGGAACUUUGAGGGCUGGCUGAGAGGGGGGAAGAACACAAAGAAGAGACGUGGAGAAGAAAUGGCAAGUCCUCCGGCGACGGGAGGACACCUGUUACCUAGUGGGACUAACGGCGUGAAGAAGUGCGGAUACCUGCGGAAGCAGAAGCACGGACACAGGCGCUUCUUCGUGCUGCGCGAGCCCACGGAGCGCUGCCCCGCGCGCCUGGAGUACCACGAGAGCGAGAAGAAAUGGAGGAACAAGUCCGCCGCGAAACGACUCAUAACUUUGGACUCGUGUCUGUGCGUGAACAAGCGGGCCGACGCCAAACACAAGCACCUCAUCGCCCUCUACACCAAGGACGAGUACUUCGCGGUGGCUGCGGACAGCGAGCAGGAGCAGGAGAGCUGGUACACGGUUUUGACUGAUCUAAUAGCCGAGGGGAAAGUGUACGACGGCCCCGCUUCCACCUCCUCAUUAGUGGGCUUUGAGGAAGCCAGCUACGGGCUUAUUGCCCCUGCAACAGCUGCCUAUAAGGAGGUGUGGCAGGUCAACUUGAAAUCCAAAGGUCUGGGUCAGAUCAAGAACCUCACUGGGGUGUACAGGCUGUGCUUGUCCAGCAGGACCAUCAGCUUCGUCAAGCUGAACUCCGAAACAGCCGCUGUCAGUUUGCAGCUCAUGAACAUUAGGCGAUGUGGCCACUCGGACAGCUUCUUCUUCAUCGAGGUGGGCCGCUCGGCGGUCACCGGGCCCGGGGAGUUCUGGAUGCAGGCGGAAGACUCUGUGGUGGCGCAGAACAUCCACGAGACAAUCCUCGAGGCCAUGAAGGCCAUGAAGGAGCUGUCCGAGUUCAGGCCGCGGAGCAAGAGCCAGUCGGCCAGCACCAACCCCAUCUCCGUGCCCACGCGGCGCAACCUCAACAACCUCCCCCCCAGCCAGACGGGCCUGGUGAGGAGAUCAAGAACGGACAGCAUGGCGGCGACGUCCCCCGGAAGAAAGUUCACGUCCUGUCGGAUUAGAACGGCGAGCGAGGGGGACGGAAGCGUGACCCGGCCCGUGUCCAUGUCUAUAUCUGUGAACGGGAGUCCCACAAGUCCAAAAGCUGGGAAUCACCUCAUCAGGUCCCACACCCUCAGCAGUGGGCGCACCUGCAGAAUGCUUGAUUCCUCCUCAAACCUGCAUCAUAGCCGAUCCAUGCCGGUGUCCAACUCCCCGCCAGGCACCUCAAGCCCCAUCAGCAUGUCUCCCAGAGGGGGGGCCCACAUCUGCACUCCUGACAAAGCCAGGCGGCCUUUCAGCUGCAGCGCCUCCAUCUCCGGCUCCCUCAGUGACACUGGCUUCAUGCUAUGUGACGACUACAGCUCCAGCCCGGGUGAACUCCGAUUCGUUCCCCUGACCCGCAGCAACACUCCUGACUCCAUGUCCAGCACGCCCCCAUCCCGUGACAUCAACGACCCUUGUGGCUACAUGAUAAUGGAGGGGGCGAACUGCAGCAGGUCCGGGGCUGGCGGCGGGCGCGACGAGGCUUACAGGAAGCGGACGCACUCCCUCACCACACCACGUCAACAGCAGGUGGCGGCGCCGCUGUCGUCAGCCUCCCUGGAUGAGUACACGCUCAUGAGGAUGUUACCCAAAGUGUGUUACCCCGAGGAUUAUGGAGACAUUGAAAUCGGUUCAUCCAGGAGCUCCAGCAGUAACCUUGCCGAUGAUGGCUACAUGCCAAUGACGCCAGGCGUGGCAGCCCUGUCAGGCAAAGUGGACAACUACGUGUCCAUGAGCCCCAUGUGUGUCUCGGCACCGAAGCAGAUUGUGAACCCUCGGGUGCAUCCUCAGGCGCCGGCCGGCGGAUACAAGACCAACUCCCCCUGCAGCAGCUCUAUGGAGGACAACGGCUACAUGAGAAUGUGGUGUGGCUCCAAGUCCUCCAUGGAGAGCCCAGAACGGCACGGUGACUACAUGAACAUGUCACCUGGAAACCCACCUCCACUCCAGACGCCCCCUGAUUACUACUUGGGUCUGCUUGCGGGGGAACCAGCAUCAGUGAGGUCAGUGUACCAGGCCGGCUCCCUCGCGCUCCCUCAACUUCAGGCCUCCAAGAAUGAGGAAAGCAGUCAGUACGUCUUGAUGAGCCCUCAGAAUUUGAGGCAGAGGGUGGGGGAGUCAGACUAUUAUUCAGUGAUGCAGCGUGCAGCCAAUACCUCACCGCUGAGUCCAUCGGUACCCUCCCCAGUCAGACACGGUCGGGCGGAGAACCUGGCCUAUAGAGAGCUCGGCAGGCCAAACCGGCUAUCCCUCGACACCCUGAGGACCCUGCGCAUGAACGAGCACCCCCUGCCUGGAGAACCCCGGAACUCCGGAGAAUACAUUAACAUUGAGUUCAGUGACGCCAGAUUCUCCCCGCCCUCCGUCGUCUCCACAGAGAGACCGUCUUCAUCACCGGGCUCCAAGUCGGGUCCUGGGAGGUCCUCCCUGGCAGACUACAUGAACCUGGAGCUGGCCUCACACUCAUCCAAGGGUGACACCCCCGCUGAAAGCUUGGACACACUCCCAGAGUUAUCCAUGUGCUCAGAGGAGGAUGGAGCAUACCACCAGGGUAGUGAGAGAGGGUCUCAGGGCCUCGGUGUUGAGGUGAAAAAUGACUACACUGAGAUGACAUUUGGGAUGACCAGCUCGCCUCCACAGCUUGUUCCUCAGAACACAGCAAGCUGCCAGAGCAGGCUCUCUAUGGGAGACCAGGGAAUGCCAGAAGGCAUUGGGGUCUUCCUGCUUGAGGCCACCCCUUCCUCCACAGUGGACCCUGACUGCUCUGCUAAGGUGAUCCGGGCCAACCCACAUGGACGCCGGCGCCACAGCUCCGAGACCUUCUCCUCCACCGCCACGGUGACGCCAGUCUUCCCCUCAUUUGCCCACGGCGACACGAUAAAGAGGCACAGCUCGGUGGAGAACAUCUCGUCCCGGAGCAGCGAGGGCUCUGACGAGGAGUACGAGCCCGUGAACGGCAGAGCUCUGCCGCCUACCCCGAGCGGGCUGAACUACAUUGCCUUGAACCUGCUGGACAACAGGGACGUGGAGAAAUGCGAGGACCUGGCCGGCUUCAAACCCACCAGCAACUGCAAGGGGGGUAUCAAUGGAUUACACAGCUCACCAUAUGUCUGUUUGGGAUUCAAGGAGUCUGCAACCACUGCCAAAGACUGAAGGACUCCUCCACUCUUUGAAUUGGCGUCUUCACCGACUUGCUGCUCAGAAGAAAAGAAGAAAAAAAACCUCCACUUUACCCAUCCACUGGGCUCUAUGGCCCUAGAAGACUUUCUGGACCCUGAGCAACAACCACACACACUUAGGAAACAAGCAGGUCACGUCUAUGCAUGUCAUGAAUUUUCGCUGAAGGCAGUGUGUGUGUGUGUGUGUGUGUGUGUGUGUGUGUGUGUGUGUGUGUGUGUGUGGAUUGUUUGCGUCACGUAUCAGUGUGUCUCAUGUUCCCUGCGCUUUUAGAGGCCAUCUCACCUGUGACCCACAUUUUUGCGCAAGCACAGAGGCAAAGAUAGUCAGAGAGUAACACAACUCUUAAUGGAACCCAGAUACUAUUUAUUUACCUGAGGGUAGUUUAAGACUGCCGGUGUGAGUGCGAGUAUGUUUCUGAGACAAAGUCCAUAUAAACCGGUACGGUGAACAAAGAAACUUACCAUACAAAUGGCCCAGGGAGCGAGGAUACCAAGGUACACGCAGUAUACAACAAUUUUUAGAUUAAUAUGUUAUUUAUUUUUGGAAGAUGAAUGUCUGAUAGGACCUACCAAUGCCUUAAUGUCUAUACUGUCCUGAGAGAUAAUAUUCUAUUACGGUAUGUCUGUUUUUGACCUACAUCUCUAUAUUGUUAUUCUGUUGUGGAACUUAAAAUGCUUACCAGUAAAGAUAUUAUUUCAGAAAUAUACAGUACAGUGGGGCUGCUUGAGAUCUGAUUUAUCGUAUUGAUAUUAAAGUAUUUUCUUAAUUACUAAUUUCUUAUUUAUUCUAACCUAGUUUAUUUUUUCGCUGGACUUAAAGAAUUAUAUUUCUAAAUGUCGUUAAGAGUUAUGCAUGUCUUUAUAACUCAGCUCAAACCCCACAACACCAGGCAUCUGAAUGCACUGUACCUCCCACAGUUCCUCAGUCACUUGAGCCCCUAAGACCUCACACACUCCUACCUUCAAACCUAUACGGCCUGCCGCUGAGCUCGAUGCAGGCCGAUCUGCUGUGAUAUCAUUUGACGGUACAAACUGUAUAGUUGAGGUGACGACGGAGGGGUGGAGCCAAUGAAAAAGGACCCGGUUGGGGCACAGUGGAGACGGUUUCUGGUCAAUCGCUGAGAAAGUAGAAGUAACACAUCUGGCACCAUCAUGGAGGUUUACUGGAAAACAUAGCUUUAUUGCAGACCGCAUACAAAGUUUCAUCUGGCUGAAGAGAAUUAUGUAAUGUUAAAGCAAAACAAUGUAACUAGGUGACGACUAUGUAAUUACAAUUAUAAGAUAAUGCAAAAACAAAUUAGAUCACAUAGAAAAAAAUGCAUCAAGUCAGUUUAUCUAAUGUUUGCUAACAUUCACCACUAUCUUGCUGGCUAUCAGCUAAAAGUAGCUACUGGCUGUCAUGAGCUAACGGCAGCUACUGGCUGUCAUUAGCUAACAGCAGCUACUGGCUGUCAUUAGCUAACAGCAGCUACUGGCUGACAUUAGCUAACAGCAGCUACUGGCUGACAUUAGCUAACAGCAGCUACUGGCUGACAUUAGCUAACAGCAGCUACUGGCUGACAUUAGCUAACAGCAGCUACUGGCUGACAUUAGUUAACAGCAGCUACUGGCUGACAUUAGUUAACAGCAGCUACUGGCUGACAUUUAGCUAACAUCAGCUACUGGCUGACAUUAGCUAACAGCAGCUACUGGCUGACAUUAGCUAACAGCAGCUACUGGCUGACAUUAGCUAACAGCAGCUACUGGCUGACAUUAGCUAACAGCAGCUACUGGCUGACAUUAGCUAACAGCAGCUACUGGCUGACAUUAGCUAACAGUAGCUAGCAGCAUCCACUGCAGCCACAAGUAGCCAGCCAUUUCAGCAUAAUGAUAAAAAGCUAAUGGACUUCUACCAUUAUCUAACGUGAGCUAGGCUACCAUAAGCGUAUCAUUGCUGAUAAACGUUUGAAUAGUUGAAAGAAGGUCUUAUUUCUUUCAAAAGUUAAAGGUCUUGGAAACUAAAACUGAAGCUUUAUCCUUUCAAAAUGUCUGCCAGGUGGUUUGUUAACAUCAUCUGAAAGCCCUCUGUAAUGUCCCGACUGUUUGGUCCUCGAGUCGUCCACUGUGCCAACUCCAACCGGCUCACAAGCCCCUUUAGUGUACAGUAGAUUGUAAAACCAUAACCAUGUCUGAAUGUAUCGCUGAGCUGGUAGGAACACCACACAAACAUAACGUGGUUAACGGUUUUAACAGAGUUUAAUAAUAUUGGAGCUUUACCAUGUUAAGUUGUGAUAUCUAUUUAUCUACAGAGUCUUGAAUGUGUAUAUUAUGUACAUAGAAAGAGUUUAACUAAAAACAAUCUAUUGAAAAUACAUAGUUCUUAGAUUUGACCUAUGUUGCAAGGAUAUUCCUGUGUAAAGACUUUGGCUACCAAUUUUUCAAGGGGAUGGGUUUUUUGCUUUGGGGUUGUACAGUAUAUCAUAUGCUUUUCUCCCUCACAGUCUUGGACUAUAUGAAAAAUAAUACUCUUUUAUUAUAGAGAUCUCUUUGCCUUGUUGACAGACUUUACCUAAUGGCAUAUGCAAUAGUGAAAUUAAUACAAUCUAGUUUACAACCGUGGAACCAAAUGUAACAUUGCAUUGAUGAUUAAUUUUCUUCUUGUGGUGAGCAGAAGCUGUUUCUCUCCUUGUACAGUUCUCUUUCUGCCAAGUGUUUGUUUUUUUGUCGCUGGGGAUCUUUGUUCUUGACAUGUCUCAAAGCUCUUUACCCAUUUUUGUGUCCAUGGACAGACAGACUGGUCUUGGAUUGACUCAGUCUGGAUGCGUCGUUGUCUUCCAUUGUACAUAAUUCAAUAUACUGUUUAUGUGAUGCUCACAAGAGAUGAUUAUAAUGAUUUAUGAAUUCUGGUAGUCGAGUAUUGCUUUUGUCUGUAUUGAUUAUGGAUAGCAACCUACAGAAAUAAAUGAAUUUAUUUAAAGAGUCA